AUGGUUAAGCGUGAAAAGAAACAAAAGUCCCAAACCCCACUUGAUCGAUUGCCCAUUGAAAGGAGACUCGCCAUUCUUAAAUUCAACGUGGAGGAUUGUAAAGAUGCAAUUCACGGCCGGAGAGUUCCGAGCACCUUUGGAGAUCGAGUGCAUCAGCUGUGUAUUAUUCGCGGCAUCAGAUAUCACCAUGGAUUUGCCCAGGAGCUCCGUGGUGCGACCCCAGAGUUCACUCGGGCCUUGAAUGCCAGGGAGAUCAUGAGUGGUAUCAUCCCAACCGUCUCCAAACCCGACGAGGCACCUUAUUGCAUCUGGCAUCCAGAUGUCCCAAGCGAGGAUACCCUCCGGGCUCUUGUUCAGCGUUACCCGGAUAUGCUUUACAAUGCCGCUCGUGCCUGUGCCGUUGCUGGGUACAUUGAUUUGUACAAAGAGCUCGACCCCCUCCCGGAAGUACACGUCGCAGAGGAUGCUGGCUACGCAAGUUUCCACAAAAGCAAUAGGGGAAGUCAGGAAAUUUACGAGCACAUUCUCUCCCAACCCGUGAAGUACGCAAUCAUGAAUGACUACAAGCGGACAGUUGAUGUCGCCGGACGUCGAAUUGCAGUUUUGAAUGGCGAUACCGCCGUUUGUUCGAGCCUUGAAGCCAGAUACAAAUACUCUACAGCUGGAGAGAUGUGUCUCACCGAGAGGCCUUGGGUAUCGAAAUCAGCAUAUUUCAACAUCACCGAGGACUUUGGGAUAGAUGAUCAUGACUGCGAGGCACCGAAGACACCAAAUGAUGAUGUGGAAUUGCUUUACAGCCCUCUGCCUGCAGAUCUCCCGCUCGUCAACAAGGACAGUCUGAUAUAUCUCGCUGCAUACACAGGCGACAUUGAUCGUUACGCACGCCUCCGAAGACCAAAAAUGCUUGAUAGUGAGUUUGACAUUGUGAUCCGCGGCAUAUAUCACAAUGCAUUCUUUGCCAAAUGGUGGAGUACGCAGAUUCCUGAACAACCACAAGGAGCCAGCGAGGCGAUCAUUCGACGCGCAAUCAAUGCUCGUCGUAUCAUGUCUAAUGAUCUAUCCUGGGUCACCGCGGAUAUCCCGCCCAGUCUUCUCCCUGAAAUGAUCUGGUUUCCCGCCGUCGCAACAGCAUUGACCUACAGCAAGCUUCCAUACAUGGAGCCUAGAAUGUAUCGGGCAUGUCUUAGGGCCUGCAUUGCUGCGAACUAUGCUUCAACGUGGGAUGACUUGCUUCUUGCGCCACCCGAGAAUGUCUUUUGGUUUCAGUCUCCAAGAAGACCAGAUGAGCCCGAGGAUCCUAAGUUAUGGAGAAUUUCCAGAAUCAUCGCUGGCGACUUUUGGAAAGAGGCGGAGCAGUCGCGAAACCCAUACUUUCUGCAAGAAAUGUCGACCGCCGUGCCCAAGAGACCCGAAGACAGCAACCGCGACGCUCAUUGGUCAUAUCAUUUCUGGGCGGACAGUCUGUAUUUCCCACAUGUGACACCUUUACUGUGCACCGAUGAACCGGUUCAGGCGUUCUCUGGUGAAGGUCCAUACGAUGGAAGAGAUGGCGGUAUCGGUGAUGCAGAUUGUGCAGUGUUUGCAAUGGAUUCUAUUGGGAGAGAAAUUUUGGGGGAAGAGAAAGAGAAGCAAGAGUCGUCUUGUUUCCCUCUCGAGAAAAUUUUUGAUUUGAUAGAGGCGAAGCAAAAAGCCCAUGAUGGAUAG
Molecule: messenger RNA, 1704 nt
Organism: Penicillium salamii
Lineage: Eukaryota; Fungi; Ascomycota; Eurotiomycetes; Eurotiales; Aspergillaceae
Source: the annotation of a GenBank genome assembly